Messenger RNA from Staurois parvus, 342 nucleotides. The record is from the annotation of a GenBank genome assembly. Lineage: Eukaryota; Metazoa; Chordata; Amphibia; Anura; Ranidae.
UCAUGCUGCUGCCAGGUCCAGAGUGUCUCAUGGGUCCCUGUACGGCCUCCCAUUGCUGCUGUCUCCAUCGCCACACUCUGCCAUGUGCCACUUUCAGGUCUCCUCACACUGCUGGUGUGUUCCAUUUUUUGUCAUAGGGUGCUGGCAGAUUACGGGCCUCCCAUUGCUGCUGCCAGGCCCGUAAUCUGCCAUGGGCCCCUGUACCGCCUCCUCAUGCUGCUGCCAGGUCCAGAGUGUCUCAUGGGUCCCUGUACGGCCUCCCAUUGCUGCUGUCUCCAUCGCCACACUCUGCCAUGUGCCACUUUCAGGUCUCCUCACACUGCUGGUGUGUUCCAUUUUUUG